AUGAGUUCAAACUCCGAUAAUGAUGAGAAAAUUUCAAUUGACCCUCAAUCAAAUGAAUCGACGACGGCCAAUGAAAAUCAAUCCUUGUUAGUUUUGAAGAAUUUGAGCUGGGAAGACUUUAAAAAUAUUGGUAAAAUUCCGUGUGCUCGUAAAAGUCUCUUAUACGGAAUCGGAGGAGGGGCGACCGUUGGUUCAUUAAGGUUCUUACAAAAAGGUAAUGUUCUCUCGGCUUCAAAUUGGGCAGUUGGAUCGUUCUGUGUAAUCUCAAUUGGCACAUGGGAAUAUUGUCGUUAUAAACGUCAAAUCCAAAAUGAGAAAUUUAAGAUAGUUGUAGAGCAAAUCAGUGAGUUAAAUAAGAAGAAAGCUCAGGCUAAAGCAACAGAAGAAUUGGACAUCACUUCACAUACACUGCACAACUUUGACGAAGAUCAAGUUUCUCUGACUUUCCUCGCUCCUUCAUCCCAUAUUACUUCUCCUUCAAACUCAAGCUCCUCUUUCCCUACGGACGAAUUACGUAGUCAAACAGGUGGAUAUCACCCUCGAGACGAAGUAGACGACUAUCCUCAAGCUAGUGAUUCGGAUUCGGAUUUACGUUCUCCAAAACGUUUGCGACUCGAAGAAAUUACAGAAAUACAGCCAGCAAUGAGAAUCAACCAAGGUGAAAAUGGUGUAGGAAGUAGCACUAACGGUGUUUCUCUAAAUAGUAGUAAUGGGGAUUCUCAAAAUGCAACCAACGGUCAAGCUUUGACUGACAGUAGAAUGCAAAGAACUCGACAACAAGAGUUGGUUAGGUUAAUGGUUCAAGCAAUGCAAGACAUGGGUUAUAGUCAAUCUGCUGCUACACUUGAAAAAGAGUCGGGUUUUCCACUUGAAAGCUCUGCAGUUGCAAAAUUCAGGGAUGGUGUCUUGAAGGGGGAUUGGGCUUUAGUAGAAAGUCUUUUCCCGACAUUGGAGUUAGAUCAUAACAAAGAUGUUGUGAGAUUUUUGAUUCGGCAGCAAAAAUAUCUUGAAUUACUGGAAGCGCGUCAAAUCAAAAAGGCUUUAAUUGUAUUGAGGAACGAACUCACUCCACUUGACUUUAACUUGGAAAGACUUCAUUCUUUAUCAAGUUUUAUGAUGUGCAGUAAUGCGGAAGACUUGAGACGUAGAGCUGAGUGGGAUGGUGCAAAAGGAACAUCGCGCCAAAAAUUAUUAGUGGAGAUUCAAACAACUACGUUACAACGUAUAUCAUGUCUUUAUCAUAAUACGAAUGAAUAUAUUUCAUUAUAUUCUGAUCAUGUUUGUGACAGGUCACAAUUCCCUUCAGUAACUACCCAUAUUUUUAGACAACAUACAGAUGAAGUUUGGUAUGUUGCAUUCUCUAAUAAUGGGAGAUUCCUUGCUUCUGCAUCAAAAGACAAGACAGCUAUCAUAUGGAGUCUUGAGACAUGGAAUUUAGUUCACGUGCUCAGAGAUCACAUGGACUGUGUGUCCUUUUUAUCAUGGUCUCCAGAUGAUUCAAAGAUCUUAACUUGCGGUCAGGACAAUGUCUUAAAACUUUGGAGUGUGGAGUCGGGUGAUUGUUUAAAUACCAUUAAAAAGCAUGAUGAACCCGUAACCGCAUGUGCUUGGCUUCCAGACGGAAAACGUUUUAUUUCUGGAAGCCAGGAUAAAAAUACUUAUUUAUGGAACUUGGAUGGUACAAUUGUUCAUAAGUGGUCUGGUGCGCGAAUAGCAGAUUUAGCAAUUAAUAAAGAAGGAACUAGAAUGGUCGCAAUUUGCCAUGACAACAAAUUACAUAUAUAUGAUCUUGAAACAAGAAAAGAAGAAGCGAUAAUGGAUGAAAACGCGAAACUCACCUCGAUUUGUUUAUCGAGUGAUUGCAAAUAUGCUUUGUUGAACCUAUCCACAAAGGAAAUUCAUUUGUGGGAUAUUGAUGAAAGACGGAUUGUGCGAAAAUAUUUUGGUCAGAAACAAGGAAAAUUCGUCAUACGAUCUUGUUUUGGUGGAAUAGAUCAAGGAUUUAUCGUUAGCGGAAGUGAAGAUUCCAAAAUUUACGUUUGGCAUCGAGAACAUGCAGAUUUGAUAGAAACAUUAUCUGGGCACAAAGGUUCAGUUAAUAGUGUUAAUUGGAGUCCAAUCGAUCCGUACAUGUUUGCUUCAGCAGGAGACGACAAAACUAUUCGAAUAUGGGGACCACCAAGUUCUGCUGACCAUAAUGGAAAAAUGAAAACACCAUGA
Molecule: messenger RNA, 2220 nt
Organism: Funneliformis geosporum
Lineage: Eukaryota; Fungi; Glomeromycota; Glomeromycetes; Glomerales; Glomeraceae
Source: the annotation of a GenBank genome assembly